AUGCGCCUUUUGGAUCUGAGCCUUACUGCCCUGCAAGCCAGCGCGCUCGGUUUGGCUAGUCCAGUUUCCCGCUCAGCAGAGUCCGACAUAGAUCUUGCAACUACCGAAAGGCUCCAACAGCUUGCGAGCUUGGCCCAGACUGCCUUUGACAAGACAAAGUCGGAGGUCGAGGGCAGUGAAACUACAAAGCGCAGCAGCGCAUGCUCUUGGCAUGAUGUUCGUGUUCGGAGAGAGUGGGGCACGCUGAGCAAAUCUGAGAAGCUUGACUACAUCAAUGCCGUCAAGUGUCUUCAGUCCAGGCCUGCCCGCACACCCGCUUCACAGUCUUCUGGGGCUAAGACUAGGUUCGAUGACUUUGUCGCAACCCACAUCAACCAAACUCUCACCAUACACUACACUGGUAACUUCCUAUCCUGGCAUCGAUAUUUCACAUGGCAGUAUGAGGAGGCUCUGCGCAACGAGUGUGGCUACAAGGGCACUCAACCCUACUGGGACUGGUCCAAGACCGCGAUCACAGGCUUGGAGACCUCUCCAAUCUUCGACGGGAGCGAGACCUCCAUGUCCGGAAAUGGUGAUUUUGUCCCAGGACGGGAGCCCAUCCGUCUCGGUGGCCAAAAUGGUCUGCCGAUCAUCGAACUUCCAGUCGGUACAGGCGGAGGCUGCGUAAACUCUGGGCCCUUCAAGAAUAUGACAGUCAACCUUGGCCCCGCUGCCCUUGACCUGCCCGGAGGUAUCUCCGAGGCUAAUCCUAACGGGCCCUUGACAUAUAACCCCCGCUGUCUCAAACGCGAUUUGACAACUGAGGUCAACCUCUUGUACGCCAACGUGACUGCUGUGCUGUCCAACAUUCUCCAGCCUCAGAACGUGUACGACUUCCAGAUGCAGAUGCAGGGUGUGCCAGGCUCUGGUAACAUUGGCAUCCACGGUGGUGGUCAUUACUCCCUUGGAGGAGAUCCCGGAAGAGACGUUUUUACUUCCCCAGGAGAUCCUGUUUUCUAUCUCCACCAUUCGAUGAUUGAUCGAGUAUGGUGGAUGUGGCAGAUGCUUUCACCGCAGGAGCGUCAAUAUGGCGCCACUGCUCUCAGCGGAACCAACACAUUCCUGGAUCAACCCCCCAGUGCCAACACAACCAUGGAUGAUGUGCUCCAGUAUGGCUGGGCUGGGGAGUCCCUCAAGAUUUGGGACGCCAUGAGCACCGUUGCAGGUCCAUUCUGCUAUGUGUACCUAUGAAUGGAAGUUCCACAACGGGGAGGAUUACUUCACAUAUUUGUGUGCGGAUAAUGGCAACUGUAGCUUCGAUUAUAGUUAAAAUUCGCUUCUCCUACG
Colletotrichum scovillei is the source of this 1326-nucleotide messenger RNA. RefSeq lists its product as uncharacterized. The transcript is spliced from 6 exons. The coding region runs from base 1 to 1230 and encodes 409 amino acids. Gene Ontology annotation, molecular function: oxidoreductase activity. NCBI's taxonomy places the organism in Eukaryota, Fungi, Ascomycota, Sordariomycetes, Glomerellales, Glomerellaceae. The record is from RefSeq and is a predicted model, not a curated record.